Molecule: messenger RNA, 3143 nt
Organism: Pangasianodon hypophthalmus (striped catfish)
Lineage: Eukaryota; Metazoa; Chordata; Actinopteri; Siluriformes; Pangasiidae
Product: tetratricopeptide repeat protein 39A
Exons: 18
Coding region: 250-1947 (565 amino acids)
Molecular function (GO): protein binding
Source: RefSeq, a predicted model, not a curated record
CAAGAAGCGCUCGUGUUCCCGGAGCACCAGCACGCAGGAGAAAAGCGAGCCGCCUCUUUCACACGACUGAACGCUCCUGCUGAAGUCCUCAGGAUUCCUAAACUCAAUGUGACUAACUGCUUCUCCGCACCAAUUGUCGGCUCUGUUCUCCCAAGUCACUGGCUAUUUGGAAGCGAGCCGAGCCCGGAGCACUUUCUGACAGGUGUUUCGGUUCCACCCAGGACUUAGAGGAGACUCGAUACUGAAAUCAUGUCCAACGGGAAAGAUGCACCUGUUAGCGCGAACUCCACACAGACGUCCUUAAAGGCAUGUCUUGAAGAGUGUAUGGAGGCCUUGGAUCUGUUCCUCAACAACCACUUCAGCGAGAGUCUGGACAAACUGCAGCCACGAUGUAAAGAGAGUAUGUAUCAUGCUCUGAUCUACGCUACAGUGUUGGAGAUGCAGGCUAUGAUGACCUUCCAACACGACGACAUUGUCAACGCAGGAAACACAAUGAAGAGUGCUCAAGAGGUUUGCCAGAGGUUUCGUAAGAGAUCUGGCAGUCUGGCAGCCAGAGCAGCAGGAGAUGAGUUGUCUGAAGAGGAGCUCCAUGCUGAAGCGUGUUAUGCCGAAUGCUUGCUACAAAGAGCUGCUCUCACAUUUUUACAGGAUGAGAACAUGGUGAGUUUCAUUAAAGGUGGAAUCAAAGUACGCAAUAGCUACCUCAUAUACAAGGAGCUCCACUCUUUUAUUGAGUCACAUAGCUCCUUCAAAGGGCCAAAUCACAAGCACCUGGAGGGAGGGGUGGCGUUUGGAAUUGGUGCUUUCAACUUGACACUUUCCUUGUUCCCUGCACGGAUUCUCAAAGUUUUGGAGUUUGCUGGAUUUUCUGGGGAUAAGGAAUAUGGGCUUUCCCAGCUGUAUGAAGGGGCCAUCUCCCAUAACCUGCGUUCUAUGCUAUGUGCCCUGCUGCUGCUCUGCUACUACACCUUCCUCUCAUUUAUUUUAGGGACAGGUGAGGGAGAAGUAGCUGAUGCUGAGAAUCUGCUGAAACCAUUUCGGCUACGAUACCCACGUGGGGCGAUAUUUCUUUUCUUUGCAGGCAGAGUGGAGGAAAUAAAAGGCAACAUUGAUGAGGCAGUGCUGCUGUUUGAGGAUGGCUGUAAAGCGCAGCAGGCCUGGAAGCAGUUUCACCACAUGUGCUACUGGGAACUGAUGUGGUGCUUCACCUACAAGAGGCACUGGAAGAUGGCAUACUUCUACGCCGACCUGCUCAGCCAGGAAAGCCGCUGGUCCAAGGCUAUGUACGUGUACAUGAAGGCUGCUUGUCUCAGUAUGCUGCCAGAAGGGGAGCCUCGGCCAUUUGGGGAGAACGAGAGAGAGCUCUUCAGGCAGGUGCCAACCUUCAAACAGAAGAUAGCAGGGAAGUCUCCUCCUACAGAGAAGUUUGCUAUCCGCAAAGCCCGACGCUACAGAGCCAGCAACCCCAUACCCCUCCCUGUUCCUGUGCUUGAGAUGAUGUACAUGUGGAAUGGCUUCUCCAUGAUAAGCAAGCAGCCGGAGCUCACAGCAGGCAUACUGGAAACUGUGCUGGAGGCAGAGCAAUCCCUGCAGGCUGCUCCCGAGAAUGUGUACAGUGUGGAUGACAGCUGCCUGAUUUUGCUGUUGAAGGGACUGUGUCUGAAGAACCAAAACCGACUGCAUGCUGCUGAAGAUUGUUUUAACAAAGUUUACAGCAGUGAGAAGAAGUUGAAGUAUGACCACUACCUGAUUCCUAACACUCUGUUGGAGCUGGGCCUGCUCUACGCUGAUACAGGGAGGAGGGAUCAAGCCAUCAAACUCCUGCAGAAAGCCAAGAAUAACUACAAAGAAUACUCAAUGGAGUCCCGCACUCAGUUCAGGAUCCACGCAGCUCUGUCUAAACUGAAGGCCGACACGAGUGACCAGGACGAGAUCACAGCGCUGUAACUAUUACCAGCUGAAGUGGCAUGUUGAGGACUAAUUCAUCUAGUGAACUACAAUACCAAAGAGACACUGUCAUCCUCACUCCCUAAUUCUGUCCAGUGGAAGGUUAAAUAUAAAGGACCCAACUCAGACAGUCUUGUGGACAUCUUAGGGACAUUUAAAACACUGUAUUCGUAGCCAAUUCACAUGAUAUGUGUAUUUUAGGAUAAAUAGCUUAGAUAUAUAAGUAAUAGACAGUUUAUUGUGGGUGAGAUUUCCAAACAUUUCCACAUGAAAAGAGUAUUAAAUAGUAAUAAAUCUACCUUGAGCUACAGCAGCACUUUUAGGAAGGAAAUAUUUCUCAGGCUUUUCCAAUUAUUUUUGAUUUAUUGAAGAUGAUUAGGUAUGCCAUCUAUGGUAUACUAUGAAAGCAUUGCGAGGUGACGUUUUCUCUAAGAAAUCAGAUGAAGCAGUUAUUGUUCAGUUACAAAAAACACCAUGUACAAUCUUCCAAGUUAAAGAAAUACUAAUUCACGACUAAAUAUAGCAUAUGACUGUUCUCGACUAGGAGCUAAUUCUUCCACUAAAAGGUGAUCAAUAUAUUCCAGGAAGGACUAGCUUUGGUCUGAAGGCCAAAUUUACACUGCUAAUUGUUUUAAAUUGAUUUCUGUGUGAAAGCCAAGAUGCAGUGGCUACACAUUUCUAAGAUAUCUUAUCAGAGUUUAUGCUGAAAGGAUAUUUUGUAAAACUAACAAUGUUGCACCAAAGGUUUGUGGAGCCACUUUUUGAAUGCAGCAUAAGCUGCAGAAAAUAAAUAUAUUAUAAAUCCAGUACCAAGAGUUACUUUUUAUAUCAUCAGUUAUCAAAAAUGAAUAUACAUUUGACACAAUACUUGUAACCUAGAAAUCAUACCGUGUUACCUGUUCACACCCAUACCCUGUUCAUACCCUGUUCACACAGUUUGCUUUUUUGGUAUGUGUAGUUUAUUCCAGUACGAACUGAAAAUGGCCACGUAUUAACAAAGAACACCGGAUAUUGACUUAAUUUGUAUGGUCCUUUGUUUUACACGUUAUAAUCACUAUAAUGCUUUCUGUCAGUGACACAUUUUGACUUCCAUUCAUUUAACAUUUAAGAAAAACUUGAGAAAUCUUGUUUGAGAAAUAUAAUUUGACAAACUUUUCAUAACUGAUGAAAUAAAAAUAGUUUUUGUGGCUGUGGGA